AGUUCCCACUGCUACCACCAUAACUAUUUAUCCACCUUCAUUCCUAGUCCUCAUUCAUGUAAAGACUGCCUCUCUUUUCUUUACUCACUACUUUUCAACCGGGUUUCCUCACCUUCUACUUCACAAUUCUAAUUCUUGAGUUUCAAGCUUUGUAAUAGAAGACCAUGUCUUCCAUGUUAGGCUCACAAGGCGUGGUCUUUGCCACGGCCAUGGCUGUCUCCGGUACUGUCCUCCUCCUCGCUUUUCGCCUCCAGAAACCGGCUGAUCACCACCAAAUUUCUCAGUCAUCACCCCAAGCUCUACGAUCUUGUAUCUCUUCUGAGAAGAAGAGGAAGAGCAAGAAGAAGAGGGUGCACUUUGCAAAGGACGUGGUGGAUCCAAUUGGGGAUGGAGAAGAGUUCAGAAGGCAGAUCAUGUCUGCUUCUUCUUCGUCGUCAUCAGCAUCACUAAACUUCAAAAAGACAAGUGGCGGUGCUCAGAAAUAUAAAGGAAUGCCGGCAAACCGAGUGGCUCUCUAUAACGGAAUGCUAAGGGAUCGUGUAGUUCAUCAUCGAUUGGCCUACUCGCACUGAUCGAUCAUCCCUUAAUUCUCCCAUCUCUGUAUAUUCUGGGGUUUGAUUAGUUGUGUAUAACUAAAGAUUAGUCUUUUGUUAAAGUUUGUAAAUUAUUUUUCUUUUAUGGGGUUACAAGGAAUAUCCGGAAUUGUAAGGAAUCUAUGUGCCCAUAGGUUUUGGUAGUUCUUGCCGUUUAUAUGUUUUGUUAUAAUAUGAUUAGGACGGUGUAGGAUAUGGUUCCUCCUUCAAUAUAUAAUAUUUUGUUCA
Argentina anserina (silverweed cinquefoil) is the source of this 821-nucleotide messenger RNA. RefSeq lists its product as uncharacterized. The record is from RefSeq and is a predicted model, not a curated record. NCBI's taxonomy places the organism in Eukaryota, Viridiplantae, Streptophyta, Magnoliopsida, Rosales, Rosaceae. The coding region runs from base 165 to 572 and encodes 135 amino acids. The transcript has 2 exons.